AUGGCACCGAAAGCUCUAAGUGGAGCAGCCAAAAGAAAAAAGAAACAUCAACAACAGUUUGUGGAAUGUGAUGUAGAAUUUAAAAGUGCUGGACAAAUAUCUGAAAAUGAUCUGAAAAGUAUUUCAGAUUCAAAACAAGAUGGACACGACAUAAAUAAUACAACUGAGAAUGAGAAUAAUAACUCUCCUGAUGUUAGCACUUCUACAGAUUUGAAUAGUAUGCUGAAUCUCCAAGAUGAUUUUCCUACAGACAUAGCCAAAUUUCCAUGGACUAUUACUGAUUCAAAUUUAAUAAGAAGUUUGCUAUUAUAUGGACCCUGUAAGCCAGAUACUAACUUUCCAGUAAACACUAAUGGUAAACGUUUUUCAUCUAGUUAUUAUUUUUUAACAACUAAAUCUGGUACAAAAAUUCCAAGAACUUGGCUAUGUUAUUCUUAUAACUUAGACUGCGUGUAUUGCGAAUCAUGUUGGCUGUUUGCUGAUAGAUCUUAUAGCAAAUUUAAGUGGGAUUGGAUAUAUGGUAUCAAUGAUUGGAAUCACUUGUCACAAAGUAUUCAAAGACAUGAAUCAUCUAUUCAACAUUUGGAUGCUGCCAAAGUUCGGUCCAUUUGGAUUAAAAAUGAAACCAUUGACGCUAGUUUAGAAAAACAAUAUACUGACGAAGCAAUGAAAUGGAGGAAAGUAUUGAAAAGGUUGAUAAAAAUUAUACUUUCCAUAACAGCAGGAAAUUGUGCUUUAAGAGGAAAUGAAGGAAGCCUUAAAAUUAAGAAUGCCACCGAAGGAAACUUUUUAAGAACAGUUCGAUUACUCGCAGAGUUUGAUCCUAUUCUAAAUAGUAUUUUACAUGACGAAAAUCAAAAAAUUAAGUAUCUAAGUUGGUCUGUUCAGAAUGAGUUGUUAGACAUUUUAUCUACAGAGUUACGUCAUUUAAUUUGUAAUAAUAUACGAUCUAGUAGUUUCUUUUCUGUUAUAUUAGACUCUACUCAAGACAUAACCAAACAAGACCAAGUUAGUCUUGUAAUUCGUUAUACCACAUUAGAUUUUGAAAAGAAACAAAUACAAAUUAAAGAGUCAUUUCUUGGUUUUUAUUUACUAUCCCAUCAUGGUGCAGCAAAUUAUGUGGAACUUUUACAAAAUACUUUAAUGAAAUUGGAUUUAAAUAUUAUGAAAUGUCGGGGUCAAGGGUACGAUGGGGCAGCAGUGAUGAGUGGUUCAAUAACAGGUGUUCAAAAACGAAUUUGUGAUAUUGUGCCCAACGCUACGUUUGUUCAUUGCUGUUCCCAUAAUAUAAAUUUAGUUUUAUGUGAUGCUGCUAAAAGUUCAAGGAAAAUACAAUCAUUUUUUGAUAGUGUGCAAGACAUUUAUAAUUUUUUUAGCUCGAGUUCACCAAGAUGGGCUCAGCUAGCCUUUGGUGAAGAGUACGGGAUGAAAAUAAAUAAAAUAACUUUAAAAAAAGUGUGUCCUACUCGGUGGGAAGCAAGACAUAAUGCUUUAUUUUCAUUAAAACAUAGGUUUGUUGAUGUUUUAAAAGCUCUUUCUAAUAUCCAGCUUUCAAGUUCCAAAAAAGAUGAAAUAAAUAUGGCUACAACUUAA
Myzus persicae (green peach aphid) is the source of this 1593-nucleotide messenger RNA. Its product is annotated as zinc finger MYM-type protein 1-like. NCBI's taxonomy places the organism in Eukaryota, Metazoa, Arthropoda, Insecta, Hemiptera, Aphididae. The record is from RefSeq and is a predicted model, not a curated record. Bases 1 to 1593 code for a protein of 530 amino acids. The transcript is spliced from 3 exons.